Messenger RNA from Amphiprion ocellaris (clown anemonefish), 10511 nucleotides. RefSeq names its product NACHT, LRR and PYD domains-containing protein 12-like. The coding region runs from base 6892 to 10017 and encodes 1041 amino acids. The record is from RefSeq and is a predicted model, not a curated record. Gene Ontology annotation, molecular function: protein binding. NCBI's taxonomy places the organism in Eukaryota, Metazoa, Chordata, Actinopteri, Pomacentridae. The transcript is spliced from 6 exons.
AUCUCAUUUUUUUUUACCAUUCUAUGUCUCCUUUGCCGUUUUAUGUCAUAAUUCUUUCAAUAUCUGCCACUUUCCGUCUUUUUUUCCCUGUAGUUUUGGCCUCAAUUUGUCUCAUUUUUAUCAUCUUGUGUCUUAAUUUUUCUAAUUUUUGUCAUUUUGUGUUUUAAUUUGUCUCAUUUUUGUUAUUUUGUGUCUUAAUUUGUGUCAUUUUUCUAGUUUGGGGUCUCAGUGUUCAGCAGGUUUUACAAUCUUUGAGGAAUUAAUUCUAAAUAACACUAAAAACCCCUGAGUGUUAAGUGUAAAUAACAGUACGAGUGUUAUUUCUCUCAGAGUAAAACUUGAUGAACACUAUUCAGUGUAGGGGAGUGUUCAUCAAGUUUUACACUAAAUGCUCUGAGAGUUAAAUUAACUCUGAAAAUCCAACACUAUCUUCAGUGUAACUUUAACACUGUGUGGGCUGGAGCCACAUGUUCACUGACUUAGUGUUGAAAUGAACUCUUUGACUGUUAUCUGUACUCUGGAAAUUUUACUGUGCAGGUUCUCAGUUGUAAGGACAUUAAAUGAUCCUUAAAAAAGAAUUUACAAAGUGAUGUUGUGGAUCUAGAGGCUCAAAGUGGGACAUUUACCAAACUGUGUGUAAUUAUGAGAGUAAAAUAUAUGAAUGAAGCAAUGAAAUGGAAAAGAAUGAGUGAAAUUCUUCAAAGUUACAUUGGAUUCAUCUCAUCUAAAGGACAUUUUCAUGAAUGUGGAAAAACAACAGGAAGUGGUUUAAAGCAAAGACCCAGAAAAACUCAGAAAGUGUGAUAAAAUCCAAGAAGAGACUAAAGGAGAGCAGAACACUAAACUAUUGAGCUUCCACAUUGAAAUGAGGAGUGGAUUAAAGUCCACAGCAGCAGACAAAGAAGAAGAUGAAGCCAGAGAAGGUUUGGAUUCCUCAGGUGACAUGUAGAGUGUAGAUUCCCUCUCUGACUGUAGUUCCUGGAAAACAGCUUCUCAGGACAUUUAGUGUUGAAAUGGACUCAUCAGUUCUGGGAUUGAUUCUUCUUUAUUCUUCCUUCUGGAUAUUGUCCUAAAAGCUUCAUAUUUAGAGAAUUAGAAAGAAAUGCAAAAAGUUCCCAAACACAUAUUUUCACAGAAUUGCGUUUUAACUCACCACAAACUGAUGCAUCGAGUAGAAAUCAGUUUCCUGCUUCGUUGCCCUGACAACAGUUACAUCACGGCCACUUCCUGUUCCUCAAAUUAGUUCUGCUUUAACCGUCUUCGUGUUGCAGCUUCUUUUCUCCAUCUGAAUGUGAGUAAAAGACACUUUAAACAGUUUUUACCUUUUCUAUAUCUAUAGAACAUAAAACUGAUUGAAUCAUUUGUCGUAUUUUAACUCAAAAACAACGUUGUGACACAAUAAAAACAUUAAAUAAAUCUUUAUUCCCUAAAACCAAAUCUUCAGACAUGUUGGGGUGUUUCCAACCAGCAGCAGUUAUCAAACUGAUGCUGAAAUCAAUGUGUUUUAUCAGUAAAUAUCAUUUGUAUUUGUUCUCAGUUCUAAACAUGAGUUGUUCUUAUCAGCAGAACUUCAGUGCAACAGUUGUAGGAUGGAAAUGCUUUGAACAUGUGAUUUUUCAACAACACACGUAGAACUAGAACAUAGUGUGGACCAAACAGUGGUGGGAAAAAGUUUUGGGACUCCCCAUGCAUUUGUGAAAUACUGCAUUAAGAAUCCCUCUGAGGUCUUCAAGUGGAAUUUCUUUUAGUUCAGUCACAGUCAGAAUACUAAAGACAUCCUAAAAAAGACAUUAAAACUGAUUUGGUUCCAUAAAAAUACAGAAGAAAUGUUGAGUUUUGGGUCAUUUUGGUUCCAGUGAUCCACUAGAAGAUUCUGUUCUCAGAUGAGUCCAAAGUUGGUCAAAAAUAACUCAAAACUACAUCAAAGUCAGUUAAAAAAGUUCCAAAAUAACUCAAAAUGUGUCCAAAAUGACUUUCAACUGUCUGAACGUGAUCUGGAAUUAGUUAAAAUGAGUCAAAAUUAUUCAAGAUUUGUUUAAAAUAGCUCAAAAUUAGUUAAAACAAGUUAAAAUAUGUCAAAAAAUUCUUUGUUUGUCCAAAAGUACUUAAAAUUUGUGCAAAAAUGACUCAAAUUGUUCACAUUUACUUAAAAUUCAUCCAAAAAGAGUUAAAUUGGACAAGAUAAGAUGAGAAAUAUGAAUAAAAUGAAUAGAAAUUCAUCUAAAAUGUCCCAAAAUUCGUCCAAAAUGACGUUAAACUGUCUGAAUGAGAUCUGGAAUUAGUUUGAAAUUCUUUCAAAAUUACUCAAAAUUAUUUAGGAUUUGUCCAAAUAGCUCAAAAUUAGUUAAAACUAGUUAAAAUAUGUCAAACAGUUGCUAAAUUUUUUUCCAAAACUACUUAAAACUUGUGCAAAAAUGACUCAAACUGUUUGAAUUUACUUAAAAUUCAUCCAAAAAGAGUUAACAUUGUCAAUAAUGACUACAAAUCUGAAUGAAAUGACUAGAAAUUCACCUAAAACAUUUCAAAAUUUGUCCAAAAUGACUUAAAUUUGUCCAAAUUCAAUUAAAUUUGUCCAUGUUUGUGGAUAUUUGUCAAAAAAUACUUUGAAUUGUCUGAACAUGAUCUGGAAUGAGUCAGAAAUGACCUAAAAUUUCCCAAAAUUUCUCCAAAGUGACUGUAAACUGUCUGAAUGUGAUCUGGAAUGAUUUUGAAAUUUGUUCAAAAUAGCUAAAAAUUAGUUAAAACUAGUUAAUACAUGUCAAACAAUUCUUAAAGUUUGUCCAAAAUUACUUAAAACUUGUGCAAAAAUGACUCAAAUUGUUUAAAUGUACUUAGAAUUCAUCCAAACAAUUAAAUUGUUCAGAAAAUGACUACAAAUAUGAAUAAAAUGAAUAGAAAUUCAUCUAAAAUAUCUCAAAAUUUGUCCAAAUUCAAUUAAAUUUUUCCAUGUUUGUGGAUAUUUGUCAAAAAAUACUUGAUCUGGAAUGAGUCAUAAAUUGUCUAAAAUGUACCUGACUAGAUCUCCGUGGUAACUGAUGAUGUGGCGCUAUAUCUCCAUGGUAACUGAUGCUGUGGAGCUAGAUCUCCAUGGUAACUGAUGCUGUGGAGCUAUAUCUCCAUGGUAACUGAUGCUGUGGAGCUAGAUCUCCAUGGUAACUGAUGCUGUGGAGCUAGAUCUCCAUGGUAACUGAUGAUGUGGCGCUAACCUGGUCCAGGUUGUGUUCAGAGUUUAGAUGGAAAUGUGCUGGAAGAAGCGUCUCCCUUUAACCAAAUCGUUUCCUAGCCAGUAUUUCUGAGCCAUCCAGAUUCUCAGCUGAGGAAAAAGUUGUUUCUGUAAACAUGUUGAGCUUUAUGUGACUAAAACCACUGGAUCCAGUAUCACACACUGUAUGCGUGGCGUUGCCAUGGGAACCUACAUGUAUGUGGUGGGUGAUGCAGAAAAUGCAUAAAUGUGUUUUAAUGUCUGGUCUGUUUCCUCUGCUGGUACUGCAGCUGAUAGAACACAGACUGGAACAUUGAUUAUUUAUUGGUAUUUAUUACACACAAUAUUCAAUCAGUCACAUUCAUUUCAUUUGGAUUUGGACACAGAUUAAAGAGAUUUCCUGCAUUAUGGGAUGGUGUCAGACCUAAAUGCACUUCAAUACAUUAUCAUAUUUACAUGUAUGAAGUUUAAAGUUUCAUAGUUUUAUUGUUAUUAUUGUUUAUUGUUCAGUAAAAUAAAUAUAUUACACGCUUUGUUUAGAUUUCAGACCUACAGGCUAAAAAUAUGAGAACAUGUUGUUGUUCCAGCAUCUAUAAAACACAGGUUUCCUGCUUCGUUGCCCUGACAACAGUGAUGUCACGGCCACUUCCUGUUCUCCAUUUCAGUUCCUCUUUAACCGUCUCUUUGUUAUGAUCCUGUCCUUCUUUCUCCUUCUCCCUCUUUUCUUCCUUCUCCCUCCUUUUUCCUGUCUGCCAUCUGUCUCUCUCUAUUCUCUCUCUCUCUGUUCUCUCUCUCAUAUCUCUACCUCUCUCAUCUCAUGUCAUCUCUCUCCUUGUCUUGUACUUCUGGCUCCCUGAAUCUUCCACCUGCCUGCAGUCUGAUUGCUGCAAUGACAAUCUGCUGUCGUAAUUAACUCACACCAGUCACCUGUUUGCAAUUCCACCUCCCAGUAUUUAAGCCAGCUGUGUCAUUUACUAGACUCACAUUCCCACUGAGACUCUGAUUCCCCCCUGGAUUUCUCCCACAUAGACUCUGUUCACCUCUUGGAUUCUGUCUUCACCACCAAACUCUACUUACCUCCUGACUGCUUCAGCUCCAUGGACUCUGCUCUUCUCACCCCUGGAUUUCUGCCAGUUCCUGUUUUGUUCCUUGUCUGCCUUCCUUGCUCCUGUAGCUUAGCUUCCCUGAUUUUAGAAGUACUCUGUUUUGUUGCCUGCUUCAGUUUAUCCCUGUUUGGUUUUUGUGGAUUAGCUGUGGGUUUUUGUAGUGUGAUUUACUUUAGUAUAGAUUUGGUUUAGUUUUCCCCCCUGUUCGGUUUUUCUUCUUCUGUAUUGGUUUAGUUCCUGUUGGGUUUGAAUAAAAACCUAUUUUCCCUUUGACCACCUGUCUGCCACUAUCUGUGCCUGGGUUCUCUGACUCCCCCUCGUAACACUUUUACCGUCUUCGUGUUGCGGCUUUUCUCCGUCUGAAUGUGAGUAAAAGACACUUUAAACUGGUUUUUAUCUUUUAUAUAUCUAUAGAGUACAAAACUGAAUCAUUUGUCGUAUUUUAACUCAAAAACAACUUUGUGACGCAAUUAAAACAUUAAAUUAAUCUUUUUUUUUCCCCGAAAACCAACCCUUCAGACAUGUUGGGGUGUUCCCAACCAGCAGGAGUUAUCAAACUGAUGCUGAAAUCAAUGUGUUUUAUCAGUAAAUAUCAUUUGUAUUUGUCAGACAGUUCUAAACAUGAGUUGUUCUUAUUAGCUGUCAAUCACAACCUGUGAUCUGAUUUGUCCAGCAGAGGGGAAAAGAUUUAAACUGAAAUAAAGUUCAUCUGAUACACUUUGAAGAAACCAAAUGCUAGAAAUGUUCAGAUGUUUCUUAAAUGUAGCAUUAAAUGAGAUUGAGAGCAGACAUGUCUCUUUCUGCACUGUUGAGGGAAAUGUGCAUUAGUGUGAUCUCUGCUGAUGUUGGUUCUGUCCCAGUGAUUCCAUUCUAGGGAAAGUUAACUGUCAGGGAUUUACAGCCUGAUGGGAGUUUCUGCUUUCAUGAACCACAGGGUUUGUAGAAGUUGUGUUGGAUGUUGAGAGACAUGAAAAAGGUUGAAUGUUGAAAUAAUCCGUCACAUGAAAUGAGUGGGAAUCAGCCUGUAAAAUGUGCUCUUAUUGUGAAACUCUGCCUGCUGCUUCCUCAUAGGUGGAGUCCUGACUGGUUCCAGGAAACAGAUCACCUGUCUGAGCGUCCAUAUCACAAGGAUGGGUGUAAAGCUAACUGCUAGGCUAGCGCUCACAGUUAGCCUCCCUUAUCAGUCUGAACGUGGCUGUCGAGCACACCAGCUCAUGUGACUUUUUAAAUUUUUUUAUUUAUUUAUUUAUUAUUCAAACAGAGAGGUAACCUGCAUGGUCAGAAAAUAAAAGUGAUCCAGAGAACAGACCUCAUCCUGAGAAUCACUUUAUUUCACAAGACACAACACAGUGAGUGAAAACCACACGGGUUACAUAAGACACACCAUAAAUUAAUGACAAAAUAAUCAACAAAAUUAAGCAAAUAAAUAAAAUUAUACACAGAUCUAAUGUUACACAGUCAUUGGAGCAAAGAGCCAAUGAAAGCCAUCAUUGAUCUGAUCAGUAGACUGACUGUAAAUCUGAUCAAUCAACAAUCAGCUGGAAGGUUUUGAUGUUUCAUCACUUCCUGUUUUAGGAUUCUAUGCCUCUACAAAGACAUACAGAACUAUGAAAUGUCUCUGAAAUCACUUGCAGCUGUAAAAACUCUGAUCUUCCCGUCUCACUAUCUGCACACUGAGCUCUGCAGCAUCUUCAGGAAGGAUGGAGAUGUUUCCAGAGAGCUGAUUGGUCAGUAGGAGGUGUUUUAGUUGAUCUGUUAUCUGGUUCAGCAUCAGUUACCAUGGUGAUGGACCUGCUAAGAAGUGAACCAGCAUCCUGAAAAGUCCUGAGAACCAGAGUUAAAGCUGAAGUUCCCUCCAUGAGCUCAGAUCCUGCUUGGUAGUCCAGACCUCAGAGCUGUUUUCAUGCUUCAGCCUCCAUUUGACAUCAAGUCUCAUGGAAAUCAGCAUCAGUUUGCUGCUGCUGCGUAGAAAUCAGCUGAUCACAAGAGUCCGUCUAAAAGGACAGAAACAGACUGAAAACACUGAUAAAUAGUCAAAUAGAGCAGAAAGAAAUCCAAGAGAACAGCUUUUAUUACUUUCAGGAGAAAUGUGAGAAGAAUCCUCACAGAAGUUUGUGUUUUAUUGAAAAGUUGGAGAAUGAAAUGUAUGUGGAUCCAUGAGAGACAUUUCUUGCAGUAAUGAGCUUUUUAGUAGCAGUCAGUGUUUAGUCUGGACUCUGAACAGACUCAGUAUAAAAGUAUAAAACCCUGAUAUGAGGCUCUGAUCCUGGACUCCAGUCUGACUCUGAUCCUGGACUUGUUCUGUGAAGGAUCAGAGUUCAUGUUUAUUUGGAGCCUCUGUUGGUCAAAGUGUAAUAAUGUGGGAUCAUCUUUGUGUUGUGGUCCAGUGACUGCAGAGUGACUUCCAUGAGUAAUAUUUAACAGACAGCAGUGAGCGCCCCCUGCUGGUUCCCCUCAGUGUUGCUGUCAGUGAUUCUGUAGGAUUAACUGCAGUCCUGCUGCUACACAACAACCUCCACCACACCAACAACACAACUGUUCAUUAACUGCUGACAUUUUCUUUGACUUUAUCAGGGAGACACGAUGACAUCAGAGGUGCUCUUGAACAUUCUGGAUGAUCUGGAUGAUGAUCAGCUGUCUAAAUUCCAGUGGUUCCUGCAGAAACCCAACAAUGUUCAAGGCCUCCCAGCCAUCACAAAGAGCCGACUACAGACACUAGACAGGUGUAAAACUGUGGAUGUGAUGGUGGAGACUUAUGGACUUCAGAGAGCUGUGCAGGUGACCAGGGUGGUUUUACAGAAGAUCUCCAGGAAUGAUCUGCUGCAGAGGUUUCCUGCCAGCAGCUCAGGACCAGAAGAUGAGACUGUUCCGGUACCAGAACCACGUCCCAUCAGAUAUUACCAACAGAAGCUUCAAUCAAACUUCCAGGACACGUUUAAGGUUACAACAGAGGGGUGGGCAGCAGAUGAGCAGCUUCUGGUUGAUAUCUACACAGAGCUGUACAUCACAGCUGGCCGGGACGUGCACGUCAACACACAGCAUGAGGUCCUACAGAUUGACAAGGUGUGGAAGCCAUCAGACACAGAGACACAGAUCCAACCCAGAGACAUUUUCAAGCAUCCUUCUGGAAAAGACAUACCCAUCAGAACAGUGCUGACCAAUGGAAUUGCAGGGAUUGGAAAAACAUUCCUCGUGCGUAAGUUUGUGUUGGACUGGGCCGAAGAAAGAACCAAUCAAGACGUGCAUCUUAUUUUCCCGUUCACUUUCCGUGCCCUGAAUUCACUGCAGGGACAAGAGUUUGGUUUGGCAGAGCUCAUUCAUUUCUGUAUCAAAGAAACUAAAGACAUCACAGUGGAGGCUCUGAAUUACAUCUUUACAGCUCUGCAGUCAUCAGGAACCAGCAGCUACAAGAAGAGCAGAUUCAAACUGCUGUUUGUGUUUGAUGGACUGGACGAGAGUCGCCUUCAUCUGGACUUUGAUGUCAACAACAUUCGCUCCCUGGACGUAACAAAGUCAACUAAAAUAGAAGUCCUACUGAGGGAACUGAUCAGCGGAAACCUGUUAUGCUCAGCUCGCCUCUGGAUAACCACACGACCUGCAGCAGCCAAUCAGAUCCCUCAAAACCUUGUCAACACUACAACAGAGGUCAGAGGGUUCACCGACCCACAGAAGGAGGAGUACUUCAGGAAGAGAUUCAGAGAUGAGGAGCAGACCAGCAGCAUCAUCUCCCACAUGAAGAAGUCACGAAGCCUCCACAUCAUGUGCCACAUCCCAGUGUUCUGCUGGAUCACUGCUACAGUUCUGGAGGAGCUGCUGGAAACCAGAGAGGGAGGAGAUCUGCCCAGAACCCUGACUGAGAUGUACACAGAGUUUCUAAGAUUUCAGAUUGAUCACACACAAAAAAAGUACAGUCCAGAGAAGUGCAUUCAGUACAUUAAGUCAUUAGCUAAACUGGCUUUUGAACAGCUGCAAAAGGGCAAACUGAUCUUCUAUGAGAAAGAUCUGAGAGACAGUGGCAUCAAUGUGAGUGAAGCCUCAGUGUACUCAGGAGUGUUCACAGAGAUCUUCAAAACAGAACGAAGAUGGAAACAGGAAGACAAGAUAUUCAGCUUCGUCCAUCUGAGUGUUCAGGAGUUUCUGGCUGCUCUUCAUGUCCAUCUGACCUUCAUCAAGUCUGGAAUCAACCUUCUGGAAGAACAACAACAACAAACUUCCUUCAAGAAGCUGAAAGUAUUUCUAAAGAAACCUAAACUAAAACAUCUCCACCGGAGAGCUGUGGACGAGGCCUUACAGAGUCCAAACGGACACCUGGACUUGUUCCUGCGCUUCCUCCUGGGUCUGUCACUGCCGACCAAUCAGAAUCUCCUACGAGGCCUGCUGACACAGACAGGAAGUAGCUCAAAGACCAAUCAGAAAACAGUCAAGUACAUCAAGAAGAAGAUCAGUGCGAAUGUGUCUGUUGAGAGAAGCAUCAAUCUGUUCCACUGUCUGAAUGAACUGAACGAUGUUUCUCUAGUGGAGGAGGUCCAACAGUCCCUGAGAUCAGGACGUCUGUCCACAGAUGAACUGUCUCCUGCUCAGUGGUCAGCUCUGGUCUUCAUCUUACUGUCAUCAGAAGAACAUCUGGACGUGUUUGACCUGAAGAAAUACUCUGCUUCAGAGGAGGUCCUUCUGAGGCUGCUGCCAGUGGUCAAAGCCUCCAAGAAAAUUGUACUGAGUGGCUGUAAUCUGUCAGAGAGAAGCUGUGGAGCUCUGUCCUCAGUCCUCAGCUCCCAGUCCUCCAGUGUGACAGAGCUGGACCUGACUAACAACAACCUGCAGGAUUCAGGAGUGAAGAGUCUUUCUGCUGGACUGGAGAGUCCACACUGUAAACUGGAAGCUCUCAGGCUGUCAGGCUGUCUGGUCACAGAGGAAGGUUGUGCUUCUCUGGCCUCAGCUCUGAGCUUCAAGACCUCAAAUCUGAGAGAGCUGGACCUGAGCUACAACCAUCCAGGAGACUCAGGAGAGAAGAUGCUGAGAGCUAAAGUGGAGGAUCCAGACUGUAGACUGGAAACUCUCAGGUACAGACAGACAGACACUCUCAGGAAACUAUCAUCCUAUCGCUGCUGCUCUGACCGUCCUCCUCCUUUCAGGGUGACGCCUGCUGGAGUCCGAUGGUUGACACCAGGUCCUUGGAGGUAUUCCUGUCAACUCACAGUCGACACAAACACAGUAAACAGAAAACUCAAACUGUCUGAUAACAACAGGAAGGUGACACAUGUGGACGAGGAUCAGUCGUAUCCUGAUCAUUCAGACAGGUUUUACUACUGGGAACAGUUGCUGUGUAGAACUGGUCUGACUGGUCGCUGUUCCUGGGAGGUCGAGUGGAGAGGAAGGGUUCAUAUAUCAGUGAGUUACAGAGGAAUCAGAAGGAAAGGAUACAGUGAUGACUGUAGGUUUGGACGUAAUGAUCAGUCCUGGAGUCUGUUCUGCUCUAAUGUUGGUUACUCUGUCUGGCACAAUAAGAGACAAACAUCCAUCAGUUCCUCCUCAGUUUCUCACAGAGUUUCAGUUUAUGUGGACGUUCCUGCUGGAACUCUGUCCUUCUACAGAGUCUCCUCUGACUCUCUGAUCCACCUCCACACCUUCAACACCACAUUCACUCAACCUCUCUAUCCUGGAUUUGGGUUCUUCAGGUCCAGGUCUGGUUCCUCAGUGUUUCUGUGCUGAGUUGAGUCUCCAGAGUCUCCUCCUGGUAGAGAAACAGUGUUGAACAGAUAGUUGAGUCUCUCCAUGACUCUGUCCCUCAGAAACAUGUUUCCACAUUCAUGGAUUAAAUGUGUUUCUUUGUGAAAUCCUUCUAAAUGAUUCCUUGUAAACUUGUUCCUCUUCAAAGAUGGAAGUUGUGAUUAUUCCAGGAGCCAAAUGUGAUGUUUGCGUCUUUUUCCAGUCAAAUGUUGAGAGUGAAAAUCAGGAUGUGGUGUUUCCUCUGAUGCUCACUUGAACUAAAAGCAUUUGAGCUGCACAAAGUGUGAAAUGAGAGAGGAAGCAGUGAAUCUACAAACUGCUGACAGACUUUCACACAUUAUUGUCCAGUGAAAAUCAGGUUUUUGUGCAGCCAGACUUGAUCCUGAUUUGAGUGUUUCAGUCCUGUUCUAGUGAUGAAAUGAGAACUUCCUUCAUCUUGUGUGUGAUGGAGAAGAAUAAAGGGCUGUGGCUAAAAA